Messenger RNA from Prosopis cineraria, 2051 nucleotides. RefSeq names its product RNA pseudouridine synthase 4, mitochondrial-like. Gene Ontology annotation, molecular function: RNA binding; pseudouridine synthase activity. Gene Ontology annotation, biological process: pseudouridine synthesis. Bases 217 to 1644 code for a protein of 475 amino acids. The record is from RefSeq and is a predicted model, not a curated record. Lineage: Eukaryota; Viridiplantae; Streptophyta; Magnoliopsida; Fabales; Fabaceae. The transcript has 10 exons.
AAGCUUCUCAAAAGUUUCCGGUGAAAAUGUUACAAACAAAAUAAUUAAGAUAUCAAAAGCCCCUCAUCAAAUUACUUGCGUUUUAGCCCUGUCCAAAAUCUCAGUUCAUACCAAAGCGAAAAGCAAAUGGAAAUUCGUAGAACCUGCCACUGGUUACUGAAAGUCUGUAUCAAGGUAAACCCUCAAGGCUAACCGGGUCACUCAAAUUCUAUUUCCAUGAAGGAAUUCAUAUUCCUCCGUCCCAUCAAAAUCAAACUCCUAUCGCCGGCAUCCUCUUCUACGGCCGAUGUCGGUGGGACACUUCGCUUGUCUGGAUUCGGAUCAUGGCACACUAAAUAUUACUCCAGCGUUCUUGAUAGCUCAAACGAAGUCAAAGGGCGGAGGAAGGACGCCAAAUGGCUUACUCUGCCGCCUUUCACUCCCACUGUUAACGGCGCUGAUCUCGGAAAGGCACUCUCAGGCCGCCGGUCCGAAGUUAAACAGGUCCUUGCUGCUACGUCCUCCACUACGGCGCUCAAGUGGGUUCUGAGGUGCUGCCCUGAGCUACCUCGAAGCCUUGUGCAGAAGCUCUUUCGUCUUAGACAGGUUCGAAGGGAAUCUGCUUCUGUGGAGAACAAAACUAUGGAAACUCAAGAAAACAAACAUAGACUAAAAAGGGUGACAGCCAAGGACACCUUAAACUUAGGAGAUAAGAUCUUUCUUCCUGUUAGUGUUAAAGAGACGUCUCAAGAGAAACAUGAAUCUGGUAUCACUGCUGCUGAAGUUAACUUUAUCCACAGCCUAGUUUUGCAUAAGGAUCCUGCCAUUCUUGUUCUGAACAAACCUUCAGGGAUGCCUGUUCAGGGUGGCAUAAAUAUCAGCCGAAGUUUAGAUGAAGUGGCUGCAGCAUGCUUAACUUAUGAAUACUCAGAAUCUCCUCGACUGGUGCACAGACUGGACAGAGAUUGUACAGGCAUUUUGGUGAUGGGAAGGACACACACAAGUGCUAUAGUUCUGCAUUCCAUAUUCCGGGAGAAAACUUUCAGGGCAUCUGAUGAUAUUGGUAAGAAAAAGAGAAUCCUACAAAGAAGGUACUUAGCACUGGUCAUUGGAUGUCCAAGACGUCCAAGGGGGCUGGUUUCUGCUUCACUGGGUAAGGUGGUGGUAGACAAUGGGAAAUCUGAUAGAAUAACUAUCAUUGACAAUUCUUCAGAAUUAUCAUCGCAGCAUGCAAUCACAGAAUAUCGAGUGAUUGGGUCCUCAUCACAUGGUUACUCAUGGUUGGAGCUUUUGCCAUUUACUGGGAGAAAACACCAGCUUCGGGUCCACUGUGCUGAAGUGUUAGGAACGCCAAUAGUUGGGGACUACAAGUAUGGAUGGCAAGCUCAUAGGAGGUGGAAACACUUCGAUGUGCCAGACCAAGAAGAUUCGAGUGAGGACGAAAAAGCACUCCCCUUCGGUCUCAAUAUGAACAAGGGAAGUAUCUCGGAGAAGCAUCCUCGUUUGCAUCUUCAUUGUAAGCAUGUGGUCUUGCCGAAUGUGUCCCAGGCUCUGCAAGAUGUGCAAUUAUCUUCCUCCCACGAUCUUUGGAAUGUGGAAAGCCUCGAGUUUGUUGCACCUCUCCCUCCGUACAUGCAAAGAAGUUGGGAUCUGACAAAAUCCUGAGUAAUGGUUGAAAGGUAGCAGCUUGUCACAUUCACUGGAUUCAAUCAUGGCUCCUCCUAGAAGAUGGUCUACUGGAUAUAUUUGAUGAACUCGUGUCAGUUAGUCAACACGUUUACGUUAAGGUUCUGGUGUUCAGAUAGCCACCCGGUUUUUUUGGUGUGCGGCUUUAUAUGCUCCCCAGUCGUUCUUCCAAUCAUAUCAAAACUCAAUUUCCCCAUCGAAUCAUUCAUUCCUAAGCAAAUUCGGAUUGUAUACUGCUCGGCAAAAAUCAUUGAAGUGAUGGAUUCCAUGGUGAGGUAUUUAGCUUCCUUGUCAUCUCUCACGGACAUCUAGAAAUAUUUUUCAUAAAAUUGCUUCAAGUAAUUCUCAAGUGAUGAAUAAUAUUUCAGAUGAUAGUUUACCGUAUA